GCCGGUGAUACCUCUACUUCGAGUGAGACUUUGAAUAUCGCUGUUAUUGGAGCCGGCGCGGCUGGACUUGCUAGCGCAAAGAAUAUUCUCCAACAACGUCACAAAGUCGUGAUCUACGAUAAAAGUGAUAGGUUUGGGGGAACAUGGAAGUACAUGGAUAAAAUCGGAAAAGAUAAAUACGGCGUUGAUAUUCAUUCGGCGAUGUACUAUAUUACACACUUAGAACAAAUACGCCGUAUCAAACCAUGGAAUUUCCCGAAAUCGAAUUUCCGAGAAAUACAAGGUCAUAUCCAUCACAUACAGACGUAUGGAGAUAUUUAGACUCUUAUGCCAGAAAAUUUAAUAUAACGGAACACAUGAAAUUGGAACAUUUAGUGGAGAAAGUUGUUUCAAUUGGAGAUGGCAAAUGGAGCAUAACAGUCAGAGAUCUACCCAAAAAUCAAACCGAAACCAAUAUUUUUGAUGCGGUUUUUGUAUGCAGUAGUUCUUAUUCGUCUCCAUAUUAUGCAUAUAUUCGUGGUGAAAAAGAAUUCAAUGGGAAAAUAAUGCAUAGUCACGAUUACCGUAAACCACAAUUGUAUAAAGGUGAAAACAUUCUUGUUAUUGGAACGGGACCGAGUGAAACCGAUAUCGCAAAUGAACUUCACGAAGUUGGCAACAAAAUAACACAAAGCUCCCAAAAGUCCGUGCCGGAAGUUUCAUAUUUUAAACAAUUAAUGGGCAAGGCACGUAAAAUGUGUGCGGCAGGCUUCCAUCCUAUCGUCAUCAAGGGUGAAGUAGACUACAUCAAAGCGCCUAAUAAAAUUGUAUUUAAAGAUAAAUCACAUCAAAAAUUUGAUAGAAUAAUUUAUGCAACAGGUAAUUGAGAACACACAUAGGUGACAUGAAAUAUGACCGCCGGGCUGCUCCUUAUCUUGGAAGAAAAUUCGCUUCGAAAAAACCCCAAGCGUCCAAAAUACCGGCUGGUGUCUAUCUAAUCUAACAAAAGUUUCGUCAACUUCGAACAGUUCCGUUUCACUACCGCCACCGCCACCGCCACCAUUACCACAUCGAUCAAAACCAAAACGA
This is a messenger RNA of Contarinia nasturtii (swede midge), 1068 nucleotides long. Its product is annotated as senecionine N-oxygenase-like. Gene Ontology annotation, molecular function: flavin adenine dinucleotide binding; NADP binding; N,N-dimethylaniline monooxygenase activity. Lineage: Eukaryota; Metazoa; Arthropoda; Insecta; Diptera; Cecidomyiidae. The record is from RefSeq and is a predicted model, not a curated record. The transcript is spliced from 5 exons. The coding region runs from base 246 to 866 and encodes 206 amino acids.